Messenger RNA from Pectinophora gossypiella (pink bollworm), 1760 nucleotides. It is a transcript of the gene bnb, whose product is annotated as neurofilament heavy polypeptide. Lineage: Eukaryota; Metazoa; Arthropoda; Insecta; Lepidoptera; Gelechiidae. Bases 158 to 1474 code for a protein of 438 amino acids. The transcript is spliced from 2 exons. The record is from RefSeq and is a predicted model, not a curated record.
GUCAACGCGCCCGCGGUAUAAAAACACGCGCAUUAUCACACCGCCACCAAUACAUUGCCGGCCGUCAGAGCGUUCGCAUUUCAAAUUCAAACUUGGAAUAGUGAACUUUUUAUAAGUGCCAGUGCUUCGUCCAGUUUGUAAAGGAUCUUUUUUCAGGAUGAAGGUCUUAUUAUUAUGCCUGGCCUUCGCGGCCGUAUGCUUGGCCAUGCCGGUAGCCGAGAACAAGGAGGAACCUGCCGCCCCCGCACCCGCACCCGCGCUCCCAGCUGAAGUGAAAGCUGACGCUGUGGUACCACAAGCCGAUGCCGCAGCUGUAGACAAGAAACCAGAAGAACCAAAACCCGAAAUCAAAGCUGAGGAAAAACCAGAAUUGAAACCUGAAGUAAAGAGCGCACCUGCGGAAGCUGCACCAGAAAAGAAACCCGAAGCACCAAAGCCUGAAGCCGCUCCUGAGGUCAAAAAAGAGGAAGUCCCCGAAGUCAAGCCGGCUGCUGAAGAAAAGAAACCUGAGGUGAGCCAGCCCGAGGAAUCCAAAGCUCAGGAAAAACGCGCUGAACCCGAGCCAAAGCCAGAAGAGUCGAAACCUGAAGCCAAGGCUGUAGUAAAAGAGGUCCCUAAGGAAGCGAUCGAUGUUGCCAGUGCAGUCGACCCUAAAGCUGCCAUCGCUGAUGACGUUGUUGAUCUAGCUGGCGUCGCGCCCGAGAACAAAGCUGAGGUACCUGCUGUAGUAGGCAAAUCUGCUGCUCCUGAAGAAAAGAAAGAGGAAAAGAAGGAAGAAAAUAAGGAGGUAAAGAAGGAAGAAUCUCCUGCUCCUAAAAUUGAAGCACCCAAACCAGAAGCGCCUAAAUCAGAAGAGGCCAAACCUGAGGUGAAAGCCGAAGAGAAACCCGUUGAAAAACCUGUCGAGAAGCCAGCUGAAAAGCCCGCUGAACCUAAGUCAGUUGACGCGCCUGUUGACGAUUCUUUAAGAGUAGUCCGCGAUACUAUUGAGGACCAGAAAGCUGCUGCUGUAGCUGCGCCGAAGGAGGCUGUUAAGGUAGAAGAAUCCGCCAAGGAUGUCAAACUUCCUGAGGCCCCUAAAGAAGAAAAGAAAGCGGAGCCUUCUAAGGAAGAACCAGCGAAGGAAGUCAAACCUGUCGAGGCAGUAAAGUCUGAUAAGCCGAGUGAGGAAAAAGUCGAACAAAAACCAGCAGUCCCAGAAAUUGCGCCCAAAUCUAUCGACGCAAAACCUGAGGAAGUCAGUGAAAAGAAGCCUGAACCAGUGAGUGAAAAGAAGCCCGAGUCUAAGGUUGAAAAGGUUGAAGAGAAGGAAAAGCCUUUGGGGGAUAGCCCUGCGCCUCCUGCCGCCACCUCAGAGAGCGCUGAAAGCGCCGAGAGCAGCGAGAAGGAAGCGCCUGAGAAGAAGAAACCAGAGGAUCAGAAGAAAGACUCCAGCAGCGAGUCCUCUGAAGAGGUUUCCAAGGAAGAGUCUUAAGUGAGUGUUGUAGCGCGCUCGGCGGCAGGCGUGUGUCGACCAGCGUCUCGACACGCGCCCCCCGCCUCGCGGGCCCGCGCCCGCCCGCGCCGUUGACGUAGCGUAUGUGACGUGUGCCUGAGUGAGUGUCUACCGUGGAUAACUGCGCUUAUUCACUAGAUUCUAGAGACUUAUUUAAAAUAGCCGAACGAAAAAUUAAUUACGUUGUAAUUAUGUCUCAGAGUAAAUUAUCGAAUUUCCGGUACUAUAAGAAAUUAAAGUAAAUAAAAUAUGAUUUAUAAUAAAA